Haliotis rubra (blacklip abalone) is the source of this 6891-nucleotide messenger RNA. RefSeq lists its product as uncharacterized. Gene Ontology annotation, cellular component: nucleus. NCBI's taxonomy places the organism in Eukaryota, Metazoa, Mollusca, Gastropoda, Lepetellida, Haliotidae. The transcript is spliced from 4 exons. The coding region runs from base 134 to 4165 and encodes 1343 amino acids. The record is from RefSeq and is a predicted model, not a curated record. Gene Ontology annotation, biological process: regulation of gene expression.
UGAAUGACGAGUCGCGCGAAAAAGAGAACGCGAGAGAAGGAUAAUAUGUUUUCGUCGCUGAGAUAGUGAAUGUUUGAUCGAUAUACAUCAAAACCAUUCCUACGCAAAGCUAUGUGAGAAGCAAGCAGACAUCAUGUCUGGGCAGGAAGACAGCCCUAUCACGCUCUUGGACUCAGAUGAUGACACUGAUGAUGUCAUCACAGACUCAAUCACCAUCACCCGCAGUGUGAAUUCGCCUCCUUCCAGGUAUCGCCAUUCCCAAAUUGCUGCGAUCUUGACAUCUCCAGUUUCCCCCGCUGCCUACAACGCCAGUGAUUCCGUAUUGAACCAAAACAAGUCGUCAACCAUCAAACAAGCCCUGGUUAAUGGUUCUGUCUUUUAUCCACAAUUUACAAUACGUUAUCGUCCACAAGAUGUCUCCCAGACACAGCAAUGUCCAAGUGAUGGUUUGUCUCCUAGGUUUCAUAAUCCACAUUCUUCAACUCAAAGAGAACUUCCAGCAGAUAAUGAGCAAAGAAUUUACCAGACGACACAAAUACGUCCAUCAGAUCACGGUAUCCAGAAACAAAAUGACUAUGCCGUGGGUUGUCCAAGCUCAACAAGUCAGUGUUCCCAGAUGAUGAGGCAGACAACGAUAGCAUCUGAGGUUGCGGCAUACAGAGUUACUCAGAAAGGAACCUUUUCAAAUAUUGGUGAUCAGAAGAAGACUGUCAGUACAAAGCUUUCUGAGGUUGUGGAAUUUAUUGUGGACCGAUCUUACACAAAACCUGGUACGGCCAGUGAAGCUGCAGCUGAAGACCCAAACAGGUUCCGGGUACUACAGUCAGUAUCUAGAGCCAGUACCCCAGACUCAGUCAUCAUAGAAUCAGUUGAAGUACCUUGUGUGGAUUCCAGCAAAAUUCCAGUAACAGCUAUCCAAGCAUCAGAAACACUUCAAGCUCAAAUCGAACGACGUCAGGGGCCUGUCACUCCGAGCAUUAAGAUUUUGGAUUCAUUUUCUCUCAGAGAUUGUCCCAUAAAUUCAAAACAUGAUGUGGAAAUGGCAUCGAAAGAAACAGUAGCACCCAUUGAAACAAGUAAAACUGAUACAUCUACCAAACCUCAGCCAAGUAAGGACAUUAUAUCUCCCUCUGUCGAAACGAGUCAGAGUGUAAAACCUUCUAAUCAUAUUCUAUUGAGCGAUCUGUGCCAGAAAGCUUUCUAUCAGUGCUGUGUAGGUGAGUGUGAGCAUAGCAGUGUGUGCCCAUCAGAGUUUCAGGAUCAUCUCAACAGCAGGCAUCCCAAUGCAGAAGAAUUCCUGUGUGUUCACUGUGGAGACCCUGCACCUUCCGCAGAGCUGCUCAUUCAACAUCUGCAUCACCAUGCAGACAACAACUCCAACUUCCACUGCAACUACCCCGACUGUAAUUUCAUUACAAGUCAUCCAGACAGCUUUACCAGGCAUUUCUAUCAUUGUCAUGACAAAGGGGACCGUCAUUUGUGUCUUCUGUGUGGGCAACUGUUUCAGACUGCUUUGGAAAUGCUAAUCCACAUGAAAGCAAAUUUUCUCAAUAUCGUGAAAUGCCCUCACUGCUCUGCCAAGGACGUGACGAAGAAGAACAUUAUGAGACACAUGGGUGAGAACCACCCUGAUAGGGGGAAGCUGGUGACAGUUUCUAGGCAAAUUGUGUGUCGGGAACGAUUAAAAAACUGUUGGCCAAUGUUGCAGAACAGUGGAAGGGAUCAGAAUACAAGUGGACCAGUUCGUUCUCUUUCAGUGACACAGGAUGUCAUGAAGUAUCAAGUGGUAACCAGUGAUAGUGUCAAGUUGCCUCCGAUGGUGGACUUGACAGGUGAAAGGAGUGAAGACAUGUCAGUGAUAGAGGCCCCAUCUGUGUGCAUGGAUAAGUUUGUUCCGAUCAUGUCAGUCCGGGGUUCGGAAGAUGGAAUUUCAGUUACGAGGGUCAAGUGCGAGAAUGAUUUAGAAGAAAAUGUUCAACAUUGUGAUGAAAUGCCUGUAUUGGAGCAGAUGAAAUGUGCCACAAAUAGGUCUGAUUUUGACACUGUACCAAGAGGUGCUCCUUCAUCAUUUGUUAAGACAGAAACAGAGGACAAGGACUGUGAUGUAGAUGUCAAGAAAGAUGGCAUAGAUUCAGAUCAUCCUGUAACAAGAAGCAGUUGUCGACUGGAGAAGGAUUCUAUAAGUUCAGAAAGCAACACUGGAAGUGGAAGUGGAAAGGGUGAAACGGUCAAAAGUGAAAGAUUUGUGUCUCCAUCUUCAGAUGCAAGGAAAAAUAAAUCCCUGAAGAGAGUCAAUGUGUGCAGCAAGUGUGAUUUCUAUACCACCUCGGUGGGACAGAUUUACAAGCAUGUUCGUGAAGUCCACAAGAUGGAAGACAUGUUCCAGUGCUCUGAGUGCCAUGGGUAUCUGUGUCAGGAUGACGUCAUCACGCACCAUGUGAAGUACCAUCCUGAUGCUGACGAAAAUUACAUACCUAACGCCUUGAGACAUGCAUUUGACAUCAGGUACAUGAAGAAGACGAAAUGCAGACAGUCGUCAGCUCAGUUGGAGAUUGGAGAGGAUACUUCAACGUCCAUAGAUCCUGUGGAAGAUGUCACCAGUAGUCUCAUGGCAAAGUUGAGUGAAGCCAAGGAAGGCGACAGACUGAAACUGACAUCAUUUGAGUCUAGUAUUUUGAAUAAGAUUAUUAAUGAGAAACAAAUUACCACAUCCAUAGAGAGUGGGCACCGGAAGCCGGAUGCUGCACAAGUUAGCAUUGUGAAGGAGGCUACAAUUCCCAUGGUAAAGCCUAACCAAUCAAAUAAGAAGCGCCGUGUUUCAAUGCGCAAUAAAGGUUCAAGGAAACGGCAACGCUUGGAGACACAAGAAACUACCCAAGAGGGGACAGAAGAUAACAAUUGUCAAAAGGAACUGGAGACCUGUUCUGGAGAAGCAGAUACACUGCAAGAGAUUUCAGAGGAUGAUUAUCAUUCUGAUGAUGACACACCUUAUAAUGAUUAUCCCAGUGUUAAAUCAGAACAUCUGUCUCCUAACAGAAGCUCAUCUGCAAGUCAAGUAAUGUCUCCCAAGAUCUCUAAAUCUCCUGUGCCAACACCACUUAAAAAAACUGAAUCUCCUCUGGAACCAUCGCCCAAAAGGAACCAAUAUCCUUUAAGAGGGCAGUCUUUGAAAUACCAAUCUCCAGUGAAAGGUCCAUCCCCCAUUAAGAACAAAUCUCCCCCCAAAGGAUGCUCUCCCAAUAAGUUUUUGUCCUCUGUUAAUAAUCCUUCAGAAAAAGCAUCAUUUUCCGUUGAAGAAAUACUGGUGGACAAGAAUCCGUAUCCAAGCAGCUACCAGACCCCCAAAAAAGAAUCUGUUGAUGAGACAUCCGUUGUUGGGAGUCCAUUGCCAAUAAAACAUUGGUCUCCCGUCAAAGUAGACUCACAGGUAAAUGAGGGCACAGGACCAAAUCUGACCUUCUCUCAAGUGGACUUCGACGAUCCUUCAUAUGAGUUCAGAUGUAAAUACUGCACCUACAGAAAAGGGUCUUUAGACAAGUUUCUCCAUCACACAUACUAUCACUUUCACUACAAGCCAUACACAUGUGGCUUCUGCGACUUCAAAGCGUUUUCACACAACCGUGUCGUGACACACAUCAAGUGUGACCAUCCAACGAAAGCCAACAAACCUGUUGUGAAGAGGGUUGAAAAUGAAAAAGCUGAGGCAAGGUGUCAAAAGACUGCAAUGAUUUGUUUCAUUCCAAAACAUAUUGAGGAUGUCAGCCUGAGGCGACGUGUUAUGAUGAAGAAAGAGAGACAGUUAAAGAAGAUGAAGUCAGAAAAGAAGGAAGUUAAAGUCAAGACUUCAAAUUCAGUACAACAUAAAAAACAAUCAAAUAAACUUGCAAAGACUAAGUUAAAAAUGAUGGAAAAUAGUUCUGUGAAGUUAUCAAACAAACCAGAAAAAGAAGGAUCGUAUCUCUGUCCGUACUGUCGGACAAACAGACCCUUGAUGACAUGGACAAAGGUUGCGAUAGAGAUCUGCUACCAUAUUCAUUACAAACCCCUGAAGUGCAACUACUGUGAUGAGCUACAGUCAGCCUCUAUGUACUGUGUGCAGAAACACAUAGAGAAAGUUCAUCCAGGGAAGGAGGUCAUUGCCAGGGAAAGACAGAGAUCCACAUAAGGAAAAAAGAAUGAAGGUGCUUUUACAGAGGGCCUUGGAAAUCUCCCAGAAAUACAGACAGGAACUGAAGAGGCAAGAACUGAGUUUGAAAUCCAAGAAAGUGAAGAAGAAGCCUGCUAAAGUAGCAAGGCAUCCAACUGAAGGUGGUUGUGGAGGUCAAGCUGUGUCAGCUUCUGACGUGACAGUUAGGAACACCUCUUGCACCAAACAGACAAGCUUGAAUUAUGCCGUUAAUAGCACAUCUAAAACUGAUUCACCAAGGACUUUAAAUACUGGAGAAACCUGUGUAAAUUCUAAGGACACAGCUGCCCAUUGUUCUGAAGACCUUGGUGACAAGAAAUCUGAUUCUCACGAGGCCCUGUCUGUUUCUCCCGAGGACAUGACCGUCAAGAGGUCCCAUGAGUUGUUCAAAGAGACGCGAGACGAUUAUGGCGGAGUAUUGUAUGAGUGCUUAAAAUGUGAAUACACCAUACGAAACCUGAAGUCGAUGUACUCACAUUCCUACAAGCAUCAGCCCAAGAUCUUCAAGUGUCAUUACUGUGACUUUGUAGCCUAUCCAAGGUCUACAAUAAUUUGGCACCAGAAACAACACCACUUCCGUUUGAAGCCCAAGGUGAUCAAUCUUGCUGAGGAACAAAUGUCAAGAGAUCAAAAGAAUAGCGAUACUGUGUGCUAGAGAUAAACGUCUCGUGUGUGUCAGUCUCCAGUCGGAAUAUGUUCAAAUAUCUGUUGUCAUCAUAAUCAAAAUGAACUCAUUUCUCCUGUUUCAAUAGAAGGGGCAUUAUACUCCACGAUCUGGUUCGGGGGUGGUUGGGUAGCCUAUCAGUUAAAGUUUUUGGUCGUCAUGCCAAAGACCAGGGUUCGAUUCCCCACAUGGGUACAGUGUGUGAAGCCUAUUACAGGCGUCCCCGCCGUGAUGUUGCUGGAAUAUUGCUAAAAGCAGCAUUAAACUAAACUCACUCACAAUCUGGUUCCUACUUAUAGCUGAGAUAUACAUGGUCUAUGGCCAAGAAAAGAAAUGGGUUUCACGUAAUUUGGUAUCAGCUUAUGAGUACGUAGGCUAUAUAUUUGUUUGUAUUGUAAUAAUGAGGGCCUGUUAAAGCGUGAUGUCAGUUGUAAUGUUUCUCAAAUGAGUUGAAGUUCAAAUGCUACAGCAAUGAUAAUAUGCAGAAAUGUUUUCUCAGGAUGGAUGAGUUUCUUGAUGGAUAUUUCCAAGCUGUGAUAAAAACAUGUUGGCAAGUGUACAAAGUAAUUUUUUACCUUCCAUUAAUCUGUGACUUUUGUCCGACUGAGAUGUUCUGUCUUUGUCAAGAGUGUAAUCAUACACUCCAGUGUUUAUGUAUCAGUAUAGUUUACAGGUAAACUGAUUUUUAAUGACUUUAUUGUCAUUUGACCGAGAACUCCCUUUAAAUAGUAUUUCAUUACAGAACAAGGGUGGUGGGGUAGCCUAGUGGUUAAAGGGUUUGUUGUCACGCCGAAUACACGGGUUUGAUUCCCCACAUGAGUGCAAUGUGUGAAGCCUAUUUCUGGCGUCCCCCGCAGUGAUAUUGCUGGAAUAUUGCUAAAAGCGGUGUAUAACCAAACUCACUCAUCACAGAACAUCAUACAUCAUACGAGUCUGUGGGAGUAGUUUCAAUUGUGCUCUUAACUAUGUGAUUAACACUAUCCAGAGAAGAGUCUGAUUAUGGUAUUAUCUUUGUUAUUUUAUUAUUGAAAUUUUUAUUUGUUCCUGUAGACUGGUGAAACAUCAAUAGACGAUUGGAAUAACUUACAAAAGUUAAUGCACCUGACCCUGAUAAAACAUCUCCUAUUGCUAGCUGGGUUGAGUAAAGGUUGUUCUAUGUACCUUAUUGAAUCAAUGCUACUCUGUUUAUUCCAUCAUUUAUGGUAUAUUUGGUUAAUUUUGUGAUUCAGUCGAAUUGUAUGCUGUGAACCAGGUUGAUAUGUACGGUAGGGGUGAAAAGGUAUACCGCGAUAUUAGUAGAACCGUGGUAUUAGUAGAAACGCUGUAUUUUGCCUUCGGUUUGGUAUACCGUAAUGCAAUCGAAAAGUUCAGUAUUUUCAGUUUUCGUCAUUUUAUUAACCUUUUUAAACGCUUUCUAAAAUGUCUAGAACUUGAAUAAUUUUGUCAAAAUCUUUGCAUUUCUUUGCUUUGUUUAGCUCUUGUCAAUUUUCUGCAUUAUGAUCAUGUCUCAUGUACCGAACCAAAACAGACGGAACUGAAGGCCUUGUAUGAAGGCAGUACAUACUUUACCGUGGUAAGAGUGUACCUUUUCCCCCUAAUGUAUUGGCUCAUCUUCAUUGUUUUUCCUUCUCUUGCCAUUGACUUUAACUUUUUGAAAUAUAUGCAUAAUGUUGGUGGGUGGCACUGGUGCACAGUUUACUUUGUAUGAUUUCUUAAAAAAUGUGAUGCAUUGUAGAAAUUGAAUCUGCUAUUCAUGAAUUGUUUUUGAACUUUUUUUGGUUAUAAUAGUGAACAGUUUAUAUUGACUGACGCAUAGUCAUAAUAGUAACUCACAAAGCUUAUUAGAUUUUAUGAAUAAAGUUUUAUUUUUACCUAAAUAUUUUCUGUCCAUUAGGUUGGCGCAUGAAUGAUACUCAGAUACUGUUGACUUAUUGUAUAUCCAAGGAAUUCUGAUUGUCUGUACAUACAGUGUUGAUAUAUACAUACAGUGUUCAUUUGUACAUACAGUGUUGUGAUCUAUAAAGAUGUUUGUAGAAUCAUA